AUGACGUCUUCAGUUGCUACUAACCUGAGAGAUCUACUCGAGCAGGAGAAGUCUUCUCCAAAGAAGGAACACAAGCAAAGUUGCAUGCUUGUUGGAAAUGGUUCACCGACCUCCGUAACCGCGAGACUCUAUUCGGCACAGAAAGACUUUUCGCUCAAUCAAGUAAUUGUUAGACGAAAGACAAUUGAUGCGUCGAUGCAUGGAGCAAUUCAAGAUUUUCUAGCAUCGAGAGACUCGUGGAAAUCGAUUGAGCUCACCACUGCUUCAAGAGCAACUCAGCGCCUAUUGCAUGGAUUCCUGUACGUGCGACAUGUUGAGCGCCUCAUUAUUGUUCAACCGAGUGAUGCAGUAAUUUCAAUGUUGGGAACAUCACUACUUAACAACACUGAUGGCUACGCAACAGUAGAUUCUCUUACAGUGAUAAGUGGAACAAUUGCAUCAGCGCAAGCUUACGGUAUGAAAGAAGGGCUGAGUAGCCCGCUGUGCCCACUUCAGUAUAUUCGCUUGACGAAAUGUUCGUUUGAAAACAUUGAAGCGGUCCGCAAUGUAGCUAUUGGCCUGAAGAAUUGCAAGGCAUUGAAGGAAGUAUCGUUGUGUCAAUGCCACUUGGAAGACACUGAAAUAGCUACAAUUGUGACCGAACUAAAGGACCACCCAUCCCUUCAGCACCUGGAUCUUAGUGUGAACUACUGCCUAUCCGAGGGCAUGAAAGCUGUGGGAGCCCUGUUGGCCUCUUCGACACAUUUAAAGUAUCUCGACAUAUCAUGUCAAGAUGUGUGGGACGAUCGGGAUUAUUUCAUUCAUCUUUGCGAUGGCCUUGAACAUGAGGAUUGCAUGUUGGAAGUACUCGACACCCAUUCUAACUUUCUUGCUGACGACCAAAUGAAAUGGCUAGUGAAAGCUCUUGAGAAGAACACAACUCUGCAGCGUUUACUACUAUUCGAUAACUCAAUCUCUGAUCAAGGAAUGAUGUGCCUGUCAGACUCUCUUCCAGUUCUUCCUCGAUCCUUGCGCAUACUGGAUAUAUCUAACAAUUCCUACUCGAUGCAAGGAGUAAAGAGCCUUGAAAAAGGUAUGGCACGCAACACAUCAAUAUGGAAGCUGAAGUUGAAUGAUUCUACCAUGUUGUUAGAAUAUUAUCUUGCAUUGAACAGUGGAGGUAGAUGCUUGAAACUUACGAAUACGGUUGGCUUGUCGCUAUGGCCGCAUAUUUUGGAAAGGACCAACCGAUGCUUGAGUUAUGAACAACUGUGUUCGAGAAUUGGGCCGCAAGAUGUGAUCUUUGAUCUAUUGCAUGGACCUGCACUGCUUGAUGGAUGA
Cylindrotheca closterium is the source of this 1320-nucleotide messenger RNA. The record is from the annotation of a GenBank genome assembly. NCBI's taxonomy places the organism in Eukaryota, Bacillariophyta, Bacillariophyceae, Bacillariales, Bacillariaceae.